Trypanosoma grayi is the source of this 1322-nucleotide messenger RNA. Its product is annotated as polyadenylate-binding protein 1. The record is from RefSeq and is a predicted model, not a curated record. The annotation marks the transcript as partial. The transcript has a single exon. Lineage: Eukaryota; Euglenozoa; Kinetoplastea; Trypanosomatida; Trypanosomatidae. Gene Ontology annotation, cellular component: ribonucleoprotein complex. Gene Ontology annotation, molecular function: RNA binding.
AUGACGGCUACACAGGAGGAAGUGGCACCGGAAGUCUCAAUCAAGAAGCCGCUGCAGGUGGCAUCGCUCUACGUGGGCGACCUUGACCCCGCCAUCAACGAACCGCAGCUUGUGGAGCUUUUCAAGCCGUACGGCACAAUCCUCAAUGUGCGUGUCUGUCGCGACAUCAUCACGCAGCGCUCGCUGGGGUACGGCUACGUCAACUUUGACAGCAACGAAAGCGCGUCCAAGGCAAUGGAGGCUCUGAACUUCAAGCGCAUUGGUGAGAAGUGCAUCCGCAUCAUGUGGCAGCAGCGCGAUCCGGCACUGCGGUACAGCGGCGACGGCAACAUUUUCGUGAAGAAUCUCAAUAAUGAGGUGGACAGUCGAGAGCUCAGCAUCAUAUUCAAGAAGUUUGGCGAUAUUCUCUCAUGCAAAGUCAUGGAGGACGAGGGUGGCAAAAGCCGCGGCUACGGUUUCGUGCACUUCAAGGACGAUGAUGCAGCAAAGAACGCCAUCGAGAAGAUGAACGGUGCGAAAGACUACGCGGAUGCAGAGAAAGCAGGCUUGUACGUCGCCAACUUCAUUCGCCGCAAUGCCCGCCUUGCAGCUCUUGUUGCAAAUUUCACCAACGUGUACAUCAAGCAGGUGCUGCCCACGGUGGACAAGGAAAUCAUCGAAAAGUUCUUCUCAAAAUUCGGCGGCAUCACAAGUGCCGCAACGUGCAAGGACAAGAAUGGUCGUGUGUUUGCUUUCUGCAACUUUGAGAAGCAUGACGAUGCCGUGAAGGCAAUAGAGGCAUUCCACGAUCAGGUGGUGGAGGGCGUCACGCCACCGGGCGAAAAGCUUUACGUGCAGCGUGCCCAGCCGCGGAGCGAGCGGCUAAUUGCGCUACGGCAGAGGUACAUGCAGUGCCAGUCACUCGGCAACAACCUCUAUAUCCGCAACUUUGACCCUGACUUCACGGAGGAGAACCUCCGUGAGUUGUUCAAGGAGUACGGUGAAAUUCGCAGCUGCCGUGUCAUGGCGGACGCGAACGGCAACAGCCGCGGCUUCGGCUUCGUCAGUUUUGAGAACGCCGAUCAAGCCAACGCCGCACUCCGCGAAAUGAACGGCCGUAUGCUGAAUGGGAAGCCACUCAUUGUCAACAUUGCCCAGCGCCGCGACCAGCGGUACACAAUGCUGCGGCUGCAGUUCCAGCAGCGUCUGCAGAUGAUGAUGCGCAGGAUGCACCCCAUGCCGUUCGCCUCGCAGGGUCCCACGCCGCAGCGCCGCAACAUGCGCGGCGCACAGCGCGGUGGCGGCAACCGUCACCAGGCUCCCCUGCACUCCGCCCCGCCCCC